Prunus mume (Japanese apricot) is the source of this 1412-nucleotide messenger RNA. Its product is annotated as protein LATERAL BRANCHING OXIDOREDUCTASE 1-like. The record is from RefSeq and is a predicted model, not a curated record. NCBI's taxonomy places the organism in Eukaryota, Viridiplantae, Streptophyta, Magnoliopsida, Rosales, Rosaceae.
AAAAUAUAAGCAAGCCUCGUAUAAUUCAAUAGGAUAGAUAGACUUUAUUUUUUUAAAUAUCUCUCCCCUUGAAAUUGCAGAAACGUCCAAGAUGCUCCCAUCAUGAGCUUCCUUUGAAACAGAAGAGAUAUCAUUUUCAUUUGCAGCUGAAAUUACAGAAGCUCUUUUUUUGGGGGGUGAGGCUAGAAAGAAACCAACCAACCAAGCAACCACACAGACAGACAUGGCUGAAUCUUCUUCCACUAUUGCCAAGCCCAAUAUAGACUUAGGAUCCAAAACUGUCCAAGAGCUGCUCCUGCUUGCCAAAGGGGAACAAGAAGUGCCUGAGAAAUAUAUCUAUAAAGUUGGAGCCCCAGAUGCAUCUUCUGUCCAGUUGAAGGAUAUUCCAGUAAUUGAUCUUGGCCUGCUCCUCACACCUUCCUCAACCACUCAACAACUUGAGAAUUUUCGAUCAGCUCUUACCACAUGGGGUUGCUUUCAGGUAAUAAACCAUGGCAUGACACCUGAAUUCCUAGACGAGGUCCGCGAAAUGACAAAACAAUUUUUCGCACUUCCACUGGACGAGAAGCAGAAAUACUUGAGAGAAGUCAACGAUAUUCAAGGAUAUGGGAACGAUAUGGUUAUUUCUCAACAACAAACACUUGAUUGGACUGACCGGCUAUACCUUUCUGUGUAUCCACAAGAGGCUCGAAAGCUCAAAUUGUGGCCUCAAAAUCCCCAAUCUUUGAGGGGAACCUUAGAACAAUAUUCGAGGAAGUUACAAGUGGUAACAAAAACUGUCCUUGUGGCCAUGGCGAGGUCAUUGAAUUUGGAUGACAAUUGCUUUUGGGAGCAGUAUGGAGAAAAAGGGAAAAUGGAUGUGAGGUUUAACUUAUAUCCUCCUUGUUCAAGGCCUGAUGUUGUCCUAGGUCUCAAACCACAUGCAGAUGGAACAAUAAUCACCCUUCUCUUGCAAGACAAACAAGUCGAAGGCCUUCAGUUUCUUAAAGACGAUCAGUGGUUUAGAGCUCCCAUUGUUCCUGAGGCGCUUCUCAUUAAUGUCGGUGAUUUGGCAGAGAUAUUGAGCAAUGGAAUAUUCAAGAGCCCUCUACACAGGGUAUUGACAAAUCCAGACAAGGAGAGGAUUUCUUUGGCUGCUUUCUGCUUGCCUGAAUUAGAUAAAGAGACUGAACCUUUUGAAAGCCUAGUCAAUGAGUCAACGCCAAAAUUGUACAAGAAGGUGAAAAAUUAUGAUCGCACAUAUUUCGACUACUACCAGCAGGGGAGGAGACCAAUUGAAGCAUCAAAAAUUUAAACUUACCCUUUAUUUCUCUCUCUUAACCUUGUAUAUAAAUAUAUAUAUAUAUAUAUAUUUAUGGGGUGGAUCUUGGCACUCUAUUUGUUACGUUUUCUUUCUGUUUGAGGUAAUUAAC